This is a messenger RNA of Pocillopora meandrina, 2007 nucleotides long. Lineage: Eukaryota; Metazoa; Cnidaria; Anthozoa; Scleractinia; Pocilloporidae. The record is from the annotation of a GenBank genome assembly.
AUGGAUAAUCUUAAGGAAUUACUUAGACCAAAAACGUUUAACAGAGUCAGCCAUGCCGCAGUUGUUAUUUGGAUCCUGAUCGGUGUAAUCUUCCUUGGCAUUUUUGCAGACGCAGAAAACAGCGAAUCCAGGUAUGAUUUCCGCUGUGACGUGACGAAGGGUAGAAACAUCGACCUUGUCCGUGGAAGAUGUUUCGAGUUAUACGAGAAGCAGUAUAACAAACACGAUGUUCCUAUCUAUACCUUCGUGAUCAUGAAUUUCUUCCUCAUCGGAACUGUCUGUGUUAUUUACUCCCAAAUAGCGAGCCCUACAGUCGAUCAACUGUCGCCAAGCGCUCGUAACGGUGACGUCGAGAGGCAGUUGGGCGACCAAAGAAACGCACUUUCUAGUAAAAAGCUGUUUAUCGCUUACUGCUGUCAACUUUUCGCAAGGAUUGUUUUAAAAGUUCUCUUUAUGGUUCUACAAAGUCAGUUUCUUUAUCCUCUGGGCUUUCCCCCCAACUUUCCUUGUUAUCUAACCUCUGGAGGGAGUCAGCCAAGGAAUUCUACUGGCGUCUGGUACGAGUGUCAUAAUCAACGAGCAACUAAGAAAAACUCCUGGAUGCGCGCUGUUCUUGUCGUGAACGGAAUUUUUCUCUUUGGCAUUCUGUCAGAAACCGUCUAUAUUUUGCUACGAGCGUGGAAAGAGGAUAGUUUCAUGAAAAAUUCCAAGUUUCUAGAGGCUCACCUGAAUCCCUUCCAUACCAACUCGCAAAAUGCUACCACAUCGACUAUGCUGAGACCUGAACCUCCUCAGCAAGAAGAAAGAACAGAGCAAGAAACGAACACCCCACAAGAACAACACCAGGAAGAGGAAAGUAAAGAACAUGAAACGAGCAUCCCACAUCUGCCAAGCAAGCCUCAAAAAGAAAGAACAGAGCAAGAAACGAACGUCCCACAAGAACAACACCAGAAAGAGGAAAGUAAAGACCAUGAAAAGAACAUCCCACAUCUGCCAAGCAAGCUUCAAGAAGAAAGAACAGAGCAAGAAACGAACGUUCCACAAGAACAACACCAGGAAGAGGAAAGUAAAGAAAAUGAAACGAACAUCCCACAUCUGCCAAGCAAGCCUCAAAAACUCCAAAAACCACCGCUUCAGGAAUUCAUCGAGAACACAAAGAGAGUCAUUAAAGAUGAGACAAAUCGACCUCCCCAACUGCGGUCGCCUUUUCCAAGUACUCCCGGCGAAGGACACCCAGCUAAACAUUUGACUCUGGAUCAGAUUUACACUAAACUUGCCGUUGUUCCAGACAUAGCUAAUUAUGACUUUACUGGAGACAGACAUGAGAAACUGAAAGUCUACGCCAGAUCAAGUGAGACUAAAAACACAACACCUAGAGGGCCGGAGGACAUUCUUAACCACGAAAACAAAAACGUUUUGAUUGUUGGUCGUCCUGGAAUCGGAAAGACACUUUGCUGUACCAAACUUCUCAGAGACUGGGCAUUUAACAAAGUAUUCCAUGACUCACCUGAUGCCAAAAUUCAUUUCGACGCUACUUUCUUUAUCAAAUUCAGAGCAUUCAACGCGGCACCCGACCUUAGCCUCAGGGAACUGCUCACAUUGUCAGAAUAUUCCCCCUCAAAUCACAUGGAUGAUGAAGUCUGGAAUUACAUCCUCGACAACCCUCAAAGAGUUCUGAUUAUUUUCGAUGGAAUCGAUGAAUUUAAACAUAAUUCAAAGAUCGGCGAGGAAAAUUUCGAGCCUAAAUUCAGAAACCGCGUAGACGAGAAGAUGCCCCUAUACGCCUUGUACGAGAAGCUUGCGACUGGGAAACUUCUCAACGGAGCUGCCGUUUUGACAACCACAAGACCUACGGCUUUGCCAUGCAUUAUUGACCAUGUUCGUUUCGACAAAAUUUACGAGAUCCUCGGCUUCUCAUCCCGACAAGUCAAAGAAUACGUAAACAAAUUCAGUGCUGAAGAGGACGAGGAUGCGCGAGAAUCACUAUGGCGACACAUCGGCGGCAAC